AUGAAAAAAAUAAUAUAUAAAAACCUAGAUAUUCCAGAUCCAUUAAGAUUUAAUUAUUACAAUAAUUCAUUUUUGAGAAAAUAUUACGACACGGGACUACCCGACGGAGUGUACUCGUCCCUAGUUUUACUGGUAUCGAGACCCUCGCAAGAAAAAUGCACGGGUACUUUGAUAAAAAGUAAUUUGAUACUCACCGCCGCCCUAUGCGUUCACUAUCACAAUCGCAUCGUCGACGAAAUGACGAUCGUAAAGGGGAAAAUAAGUUUUACCACUUAUUACAAGCACAAAGUGAAACCCUCAAUGAAUUUCGAAGAAUUGAUAAACAUCGAAGAAAGGAGAACUCAUCUCAUAUACGUACACCCGGAUUGGUACGAAUGGAGCGUGAACAUUGCUUUCAUAAAAGUCGAAAAACCCUUUCACAUCGGAAAAUUGUUCAGCAUAUCGACGAAAAAGAAGGAAAGGUUAAAAGAUUGCGUGUCCGUCGGUUUUGGACAUUCCGAAAAUUUCAAAAAACAAAUCACGUUGCAAUACAUCGAAAGCGGUCAAUUCGCACUACGGAAAAUAUACGACGUGGGUCAUUUUUGCCAGUUAAAAAAAACAACCCUCGAUUCUCAAACGUGUUUGGCCGGAAUCGGAAGUCCUCUCAUAUGCAACGAUGAAAUUUGGGGGGUUUGCGCCCUCAUCGCCACGACCAAACCCGAAUUGACAAAUGCCGAUUGUAAACCCUACGAUAAAUAUUGUUAUUAUCCGUUAUAUCACGUUGAAAAAUGGUUUAAUUUAUUUGCCCAAACGAACGCGAGUCACAAAACCGUAAUUCGUGACACCCUAUCGAAGGGAAAAAAUAUAAAAAACCAAAGAACGAAAAGGGGAGAUGGGGGUCGAAGAAUUUGA
Messenger RNA from Pediculus humanus corporis (human body louse), 891 nucleotides. RefSeq lists its product as uncharacterized. The transcript has 3 exons. Gene Ontology annotation, molecular function: serine-type endopeptidase activity. Bases 1 to 891 code for a protein of 296 amino acids. The record is from RefSeq and is a predicted model, not a curated record. Lineage: Eukaryota; Metazoa; Arthropoda; Insecta; Psocodea; Pediculidae. Gene Ontology annotation, biological process: proteolysis.